Argentina anserina (silverweed cinquefoil) is the source of this 2586-nucleotide messenger RNA. Its product is annotated as protein ETHYLENE INSENSITIVE 3-like. Gene Ontology annotation, molecular function: DNA binding; DNA-binding transcription factor activity. The coding region runs from base 246 to 2099 and encodes 617 amino acids. The record is from RefSeq and is a predicted model, not a curated record. Gene Ontology annotation, cellular component: nucleus. NCBI's taxonomy places the organism in Eukaryota, Viridiplantae, Streptophyta, Magnoliopsida, Rosales, Rosaceae. The transcript has 2 exons.
CUCUCUCUCUCUCUCUCUCUGUUUCUCUCUUCUUCUUUCUUUUCUGAAAGCUCUUUUGGGCGCCCUCGUUUAUUGACCAUGGAAGACAAGCGUUAAAGAGUUUUCAUCUCCUUCCUUCCUUCCCUUCCUCCUUCUUCUUCAGAUUUAUAUACAGGAGACAAGAAACGUGUUGCGAUUCCGGGGUUAUUGUCUGGUUUUGUGUUUGUGUCGGAUUUUACGAUUCUUGUGAGUUUGGUUUCUGGGAAAUGAUGAUGAUGUUUGAUGAGAUGGGGUUUUGUGGUGAUCUGGAUUUUAUAUCUGCAACUCCUGGGGGAGAUGUGGCUAUCCCGCAGGCUGAAACCGAGGCGACUAUGGAGGAUGAUUACACUGAUGAUGAGAUCGAUGUCGACGAGCUCGAGAGAAGGAUGUGGAGGGAUAAGAUGAGACUCAAGAGACUCAAGGAGCAGACCACUAAGGGUGGUAAGGAGGUGAUGAUCACCGUGAAGCAGAGGCAGUCGCAAGAGCAGGCGAGGAGGAAGAAGAUGUCGAGGGCCCAAGAUGGGAUUUUGAAGUACAUGUUGAAGAUGAUGGAGGUUUGUAAAGCGCAAGGCUUUGUGUAUGGUAUUAUUCCAGAGAAAGGGAAACCGGUCACUGGGGCGUCGGACAAUCUUCGUGAGUGGUGGAAGGAUAAAGUCAGGUUUGAUCGUAAUGGACCGGCAGCUAUUUCCAAGUACCAAGCUGAUAACGCCAUUCCUGGCAGAAAUGAUGGGUGCAACCCAAUUGGUCCGACACCUCACACCUUGCAAGAGCUUCAAGACACCACUCUGGGAUCCCUCUUGUCAGCACUUAUGCAGCACUGUGAUCCUCCACAGAGGCGGUUUCCUCUAGAGAAAGGUGUUCCGCCACCGUGGUGGCCCUCUGGAGAUGAGGAAUGGUGGCCUGAACUGGGAUUGCCCAAGGAUCAGGGCCCUCCCCCAUACAAGAAGCCACAUGACUUGAAAAAGGCAUGGAAGGUGGGUGUUCUGACUGCAGUUAUUAAGCAUAUGUCUCCUGAUAUCGCCAAGAUUCGUAAGCUUGUGAGGCAAUCUAAAUGCUUGCAAGACAAGAUGACAGCUAAGGAGAGUUCUACCUGGCUGGCCAUCAUCAACCAAGAAGAGUGCCUGGCCCGAGAGCUUUACCCCAAUUCCUGCCUCCCUUUGUCUUCAGCUGGAGCUAGUGGAUCUUUGGUGAUUAACGACUGUAGUGAGUAUGAUGUUGAAGGGGCUGAAGAUGAGCCAAACUUUGAUGUGCAGGAGUGUAAGCCUGAUAAUCUUCAGUCACUGAAUUUUGGGAUGGAAACAAUGAGGGAAAGGCUUCAAGUCCAUCAAUCGGCUUCCUUUCCGAUCAAAGGGGAAGUCAUCACAAACUUAGAUUUCAUGAGGAAAAGGAAGCCUUCCAGCGAUCUGAACAUGGUGGUGGAUCAGAAGGUCUACACCUGUGAGUUCAGUCAGUGUCCUUACAGUGAAGUUCGUCAUGGUUUUCAUGACAGAACUUCCAGGGACAAUCAUCAAUUGAGUUGCCAAUUCGGUAACAGGUCUUCCGAGUGUGGGGCAUCAAAUCUCCUUGUCAAUGAGAUUAAACCAGUCAUCUUUCCCCAUUCCUUUGUCCAAAACAAGGCAGCAACUACUUCAGCCAAGCCAAUGCUACCAUCCUUUGAUCUAUCAGGAGGAGUUCCCGAGGAUGGGCAGAAAAUGAUCAGCGAUCUUAUGUCUUUCUAUGAUAGUAAUGUUCAAGGUGACAAGAAUGCAAAUCCAAACAACCUGGCGACCAAUGGUACGAGUUUUUCUCAACCUAAAGUGGCACAUCAACAGGAUGAAUUCUUCUGUGGUCAAGGGGCUAGGUUGGAAGGGAAUUUCUUUGAAGAGUCUAACAUCUCCAGUAAUCCACAUGUAUUUACUCGAGAGGAAGGUCAAUUCGACCAGUUCAAGGUUAUGAGUUCUCCAUUUGAGACCAACCAUAAUAAUAACUUUCCCAUGAUGUUUGGGUCCUCAUUUGACUUGGCCUCGUUUGAUUACAAAGAAGAUCUACAAGCGUUGGCAAUGCCAAUGGAGAAGCCGCUGGAAACUUCAAUCUGGUUCUAGUGAAAAGGAGAACUCUGCAGAGUAUCUAGCCCCACAACUGCACACAAGAGGUUCAUUGGUAAUAUAAUUCAUGUGCUGAAACCUUACUUGAGUUAAGAGGGUUGCUACUCAUUUGUUAUAAUGUCAUAUGUAUCCUAGUAGAAUGAAUCAAGAUUAACAGCCUUACAGAUGGAAAUCAACAGGCCAAUAAUAGAAGAAGUGGGAAGGGUUGUACAAGCUACCCUUUUGUUAAUCAUUAAAGUAUUAACUGUGAUAUAAAUAAGUAGGUUGGUUUGUUUAACUUUAUAUUUAUUUUUCUUUUCUGCUCAGAUCAACCAUGGUGAUGGUUAGGAAUCUGAGUUUGUUGCUGCUGUUGUUGUCCUCGUGUAGGGCUGUCCAUGUAAUAGGUUCUUUGAAUUGAUCAAACUGUUGGUAAUGUAAUGUGGUUCCCAACUAUGAUCAUGGAUUCUUUUGGCUGUCUUUUAUAGUGCUUAUCUCUUGCAUAUUA